Paramecium pentaurelia is the source of this 718-nucleotide messenger RNA. Lineage: Eukaryota; Ciliophora; Oligohymenophorea; Peniculida; Parameciidae. The record is from the annotation of a GenBank genome assembly.
AUGGAAUUAUUAAAUAAUGAAGAACGAGAAUUGUUGUCUAAAUACAAUAGAUAUUUGACUAAAGACAAAAUAUAAGAACCAUUAAAAUACUCAGAUAUUUUUAUGGGUAAACAUGAUUUAAAUGAAAUACCUUAAAAAAAAGAAGAAAAAAAAAUUCAAAAUUCAAAAUUACAUAUCAAAACUUCAUCUGCCAGUAAGUGUGAUUAAUUCAAAGAUAUUAUCAAUGAAUUAAACAAUGUAAAUAGAUAGAUGCAUUUCUAGGUUUAAAAUAAAUAAUUAGAAAAUAUUAUGAAAAGCAGUUCUGUUUUUGAAGAAACUUAAAAAGAGAAACAAAUUGAAGAAUGUGAAAUAUAAGUUUUCAAUAAAAUUACAUAAUAAAAAACUAAUAAGAAUUCAGAUAGACCAGAAAAAUAACCUAAAUAAUAAAAAUCAUUGUCAAAAGAGUAAAUGAAAAAGCAAUAAGAUAAUAAACCAAAAAAGAAUAUUAAUAUAUCAGAUUAGUAAUGUACAAUAGAAAUUUAAUAGUAAUUUAAUGAGUAUGUUAACAAUUCUUAAAUUUUUUAGGAAAUUAUUAUAAUAACUCAAUAAAUUGAUUUAGUUAAAGAAGAUUGAUAACCAAUUUUUUUUAAGUUUGAUUUCUAAACAUAUAAAUGAAUGCCCUUCGUUUGGAAAAAGAUUAAAAGAAGAAAUUAAAGAGAUAUUAAAUUAAUUAUUAUGA